Phoenix dactylifera (date palm) is the source of this 1691-nucleotide messenger RNA. The record is from RefSeq and is a predicted model, not a curated record. NCBI's taxonomy places the organism in Eukaryota, Viridiplantae, Streptophyta, Magnoliopsida, Arecales, Arecaceae.
CACCAAGCUAUUAGGCGGCAUCGCGUUCCCAAAUAUCCCUCAUCCGCCUCGCUCUCUCUUGGCUCACGGCCUUGGGUUUCGACCUUAGCAGUGUCGCCUCCUUUCCGCCUCUUCGAUUUCCUCUUCCCCCCAGUUUAAAAUUCUCUUCCGCGUCUACGAUCAAAUCAAGCGCGCGAGGGAGGUGGGAAGGAACAGAAAGAGACCGAUCGGGGAGGAGAGAAGAAGGCGGAGUGAUCGGGCGACGGAGAGCGAUGGAGGGGGAGGAGCUCGCGGCGGGGCUAGAAGGGCCGGUGACGUGCGCGGCGUGGAUCCGGCGGCCGGAGAACCGGCUCCUGGUGAUCAUGGGGAGGGCGAGGAGCGGCUCCGCCCCUCCCUUGCUUGAGAUUUUCUCCUUUGAUGCCAAGAUUUCUUCCCUCUCCCCUUCUUCUUUGGCUAAGUUUUUGAUCAGGGAAGAGGGCGCGGAUCCCCUGGGCUUCGCGGUGCACCCUAGUGGAGAUGAAAUCGUCUGCUCUACUGCCAACGGAUGCAAAUUGUUUGAGUUGAAUAGUCAAGAUAUAGACAUAAAGCUUCUGGCGAAAGAUCUUCCGCCUCUUCAGUCUGUUGGUCCUCAGAAAUGUCUGGCUUUUAGCACAGAUGGUUCAAAAUUUGCUACUGGUGGGAUGGAUGGGCAUCUCAGAAUAUUACAGUGGCCAAGCCUGCAAGUUCUCUUGGACGAACCAAGAGCUCAUAAAUCAUUCCGAGAUAUGGAUAUCAGCUUAGACUCAGAGUUUUUAGUGUCAACAUCUAUUGAUGGUUCUGCAAGAGUGUGGAAGAUAAAUGAUGGUGUUCCUUUGGUCUCUUUGACUCGUACCUCGGAUGAGAAGAUUGAAUGUUGUCGAUUUUCCAGGGAUGGGACAAAGCCUUUUCUAUUUUGCACUGUUCAAAAAGGUGGUAAGGUGGUGACUGCUGUGUGGGAUAUCAGCACAUGGAAUAGAAUUGGAUACAAAAGACUACUAAGAAAACCUACCUCUGUACUUUCAAUUAGCUUGGAUGGGAAGUACCUUGCGCUAGGUAGCCAUGAUGGCGAUAUUUGUGUAGUUGAUGUGAAAAAGAUGGAGAUUUGUCACUGGAGCAAAAAACUUCACCUGGGCACGUGCAUUUCCUCAAUUGAGUUUUGUCCUACAGAAAGAGUUGUGAUUUCGACUUCAAAUCAAUGGGGAGCUGUAGCUACGAAACUCAGUGUACCUUCUGACUGGAAAGAGUGGCAGAUUUACUUGCUACUUUUGGGUCUUUUCUUGGCCUCAGCAGUUCUGUUUUAUAUAAUUUAUGAAAACUCCGAUUCAUUCUGGAACUUCCCUCUUGGAAGAAAUCAACCUGCAAGGCCAUUGAUGGAAGGUUUUGUCAGGGAUCCUCAGAUUUCAGAUGAUCAAAGCCCAUGGUAAGGAGCUUGUGGUCAUGUUCUUCUGGAGGCAUCGCCGUUCUCUUGAUGCUCCUGACCGACAUUGCAACAUAGCUUGGUGUGCUACGGGAAUUCUGUUUGCUUUACUGAUUUGUUUAAAUUAUGCUCAUAUAUUUGAGUUCUAAAGCUUCUUGUCUGAUAUCUCUGAAGCGAAUUUGUAAUAGGGUCAAUCCAUUGUCAGAGGACUAGUUUGUAAAGUUUUCACUUAUCCAUCACAUAUGACUAAAAGAUAAAACAGAAGUUGGUAUAUAAA